AAUAUUAAAGAGUUUCUUUACCCAGUAUCCCGACAGUGGUAUUCCGAUUAUAAUAUUCCCUACCGACGGGGUUACUUGUUAUAUGGACCUCCUGAAACUGGAAAAUCAUCUUUUUUUUAUGCAAUUACAGAGGUUUUUAGUUUAAAUAUCUAUACUCUUUACCUUUCUGACAUUAACGAAGCCAGCCUGAAGAGUCUAUUCGCCAAGCUUCCAAAUUAA
Messenger RNA from Hyaloscypha bicolor E, 219 nucleotides. RefSeq lists its product as uncharacterized. Gene Ontology annotation, cellular component: mitochondrial inner membrane. The transcript has a single exon. Gene Ontology annotation, biological process: protein insertion into mitochondrial inner membrane from matrix; mitochondrial respiratory chain complex III assembly. NCBI's taxonomy places the organism in Eukaryota, Fungi, Ascomycota, Leotiomycetes, Helotiales, Hyaloscyphaceae. The annotation marks the transcript as partial. The record is from RefSeq and is a predicted model, not a curated record.